CAACCGCAGAGUUUCGGGGUCACGAGGUUGAUGAGGUCGCCUUGACGCACAAUGAUGCGCGCGCAACGCUAAGCUAUGUGUUUGUGUUGAUGUUUUUCGCAUGAAAGGUGAAUGUGGAAGACAAAUGCGUGUAUAUGUGACGCUAUGAGGUGAACUUUGGAAACUUGAGGGGUUCCAAGGACCAUGAACGGUACCCUCGGAGGUCCAAAGAGAACUGCGAUAUGCCGCUAUUUUGCCACUGGUGGAACUUGUUUUUACGGCUCGGAAUGUCAAUUUCUUCACAGUUCUCCAGCGUCCUCCGAUCAGCCGCCCGUGAUGGUUCGGACUCCCGAAGGUAACGACCGGUUCCCCCACUCAGAAUUUGAGAAGAGCACAAAAUUGCCAAAAAUGCGGGGCAGACUAAGACGGGAGGGGACCACAAGUCCACCUUUGGACCCACUCUUUCAGGCCUUCUCUCCACCUUCAAACCUUCCUGCCGAGUCCAAACUGAAAACCUACAUGAAUGCCGCAGCACGCACAAUCUCCCCCACCCCCAUGGACAAGGUGAAGAUGUUUGCAUCCUCAAACAGCAUUUCACCGUGCCAACUAUCAAACGCACUUGCUUCCCUGGCACUGGACUCUGCAAGACAGCAGACGCCGAACCCGACGGCGGCAGAGUUUGUCCCGAUGAACAGCAUGGUGGCUCAGCAACAGGGGCACCUCACGCACAGCGUCAGCUCUCCGUCUUUUUCGCAGUUCUCGGCAGGUGGAUCUCCGUACAGUCGCCUCGGGCAGGCCGAGAGCAGCUUGACACGAGGCAGCACAGUCGUGAGCCCGGGUCUUUCUCCAGACGGCUCUCCGUUGGUGAGCAGACGUAGCCAUUCUCCCCUGACUUCUUGCCUCGGACAACGGGAAGGCUUCCCUCCUGCUACUGUUUACCAGGAAUCCUUAGGCGGCACGACAUACUUCUAUCACCAUGACGAAAGCAACAACUCAACGGAAGAGGGCCAGAGCUGCGCAGCGGAGUAUCACAUGUACCCUGGCAACCCUGCCCAUGUCGAGCACAUGGAGCCCAAGGCCAAUGCCCCAUCUUUCUUCAUGUCGGACGAGCUCAGAUUGGACAUACUUCAUCGACAAAGCCUGACCCUGGCGCAACGGAAUACACAAGCUGACUUGCUGUCGGAAGUGGACAACUAUCACAACCUGUGUCCCCUGGAAGCAUCGUCUGGUGGACUGACCAAGCCCAAUACCUUUGGCUAUGUCAUGUCCGUCUACAAGGCAACCAACGUGAAGAACGGCAUCCAUUACUGCCUCCGGAGGGUGCACGGCUUCCGCCUCAGCAGCGCAAAGUGUAUGGCUGUAGUGGACGUGUGGAAGAAGCUUCAACACUCGAACCUGGUGCACCUGAGGGAAGUGUUUACAACGAAGGCCUUCGGAGACCACUCCAUCGUGUUUGUGUACGACUACCAUGCGGGGGCAGAGACGCUGAUGAACCAGUUUUUUGGCCAGACAUCCGCAGCAACAGUGAACGGGUUGUGUCCGACAGUCUUCCCGGCGACCCCCAACGGCAUCACGCAACACAAAGCCGGUUUGAGCACGCUUCGGCAGCACGCGGGGCUCCUGCCCGAGAGUCUCAUCUGGGCGUUUGUGGUGCAGCUGAGCUCAGUGCUCCGCACAAUCCACGCGGCGGGUCUGGCGUGUCGCUCUUUCGAGCCCACCAAGAUUCUGGUCACUGGCAAGUCCCGUCUGCGGCUGAACUGCUGCGGCAUCGCUGACGUGCUCACGUACGACUCUGCGCUUCCAAAUGCGAAAGCUCUGGUGCCACACUACCAGCAAGAGGAUUUGGUUUCUCUGGGCAAGUUGGUGCUGGCCCUGGCCUGCAACACGAUGGCAGCCAUCCAGAGGGACAACGUCCAGCAGUCCAUGGAGCUGGUGGCGCGCAACUAUUCCGCCGACCUUCGAAACCUCAUCCUUUACUUGCUGUCAUCACGAACACGUAGCAUCAACGACAUCAUGCCCAUGAUCGGAGCGCGGUUCUACACGCAGCUGAAUGCCGCGCAGAUGCGGAGCGACGUAAUAGAGAAUGAGUUGGCAAAGGAAGUUGACAACGGAAGGCUAUUUCGACUGGUCGUCAAGCUGGGCAGCAUCAGCGAAAGGCCAGAGUUUCACAUGGAUUCAUCGUGGUCGGAGACAGGUGACCGCUACAUGCUGAAGCUCUUCCGGGACUACCUUUUCCACCAAGUAACCAAGGAAGGAAAGCCUUGGAUAGACUUGGCACAUGUGGUGCAGGCCCUGAAUAAGCUGGACGCCGGAGUGCCAGAAAAAAUCUGCCUCAUGUCCCGUGACGAGCAAAACGUCCUCGUGGUCAGCUACGCGGAGCUGAAGCAGUGCCUCGAGUCGUCGUUCAACGAAUUGCUCGCAUCCAGCAGCACAACAGCCCCGUCACCACGGUGAUCGCACGUUGCAACAGUGCUCGUUGACAGGUCUGGAAUGACACCCCCUAAUGUGGCUGGGUGAGGAUCCUCUUCCUUUUUUUGUCACGGGAUUCUUGAGGAAUGGCCACGUGCAUUGUCCAACACAUGUGUAAACUACGUCCUUUGCCACCGCCCCUGAAAGCACAAAAUUUAACUCCAGAAUACCCGUGCUCUGAUGGCUCACUUAAGCGCAUUUUUCUGUAUUUUUACGGCAGGCCAAAAAAGAAGUUACGCCUAUGGGUCAGCAAGUUAGGGUCACUAAUAUCGAUGUAAGAACCAUCUCAUUUUCGGUCUCGUCUCAUGCCGGACCUGUUUCUGGUACCGAGUGUCUUUCUUGAAGACCCUGUGUCCCUUAAAAGGUGUUGUUCCUUGUAAGACCUGUCCUUUGUGAGAGAAGUCUUCAGUAAGGCUUGUCCUGUGUUGGGAUACAUUGCUUAACUUUUCGUUAACACGUCCGUCUUCAUCACCAACGAGUGAUCGCUCGCUUCUCAAAGGCUGAGGUCUUGUUUAGUUUUCCCCCAUCUUUCUCAGGACACAUACUCCUUGGUGCUGACAACAAAGGACAAGCCUCACACAGGACACGGCAUACUGAUCCUAGCAGACGUUGAUGAACAAACCGCCGAGUGUUUCCAAAGAAUGUUCCCUUGACAGUUAUUUUGGAGAAACCGCAGGCACCUGCGGAGGUCUGCAUUUGUUUGAAGUGAUCCGCGUCUGAGAAGAGCGUCUGCCUUCCUCUUCCAUUCUGCAAUUGUAGCCAAUUGUAGCCAAUCCCCUGUCAGCCUCAUCGGGAGUCUCGGUAUGGGCCGUUCUCCUUUCAAAGCCGUGCGCAAGGUAUUCCUACAGGGCUGCUUCCAACGCAAAGCUGUAGUAAAAUAUUGAGGUAUUAUUGAAAGAAAAUCGUCCGGCUAGAAGGUUAGUGGUAGGAGCGCCGUGUGUCAUACAUACCAGCUCGAUGAUGUAAUCGACAGGUCGUCGUGACGAGAUAAAAGGUCCGUUGGAGUGCAGAUUUCUGCAGCAGUUAGCCACAACUGCAAAGCCUCUUUAUCAUGGAGACUGGAGAAAUUUUAAACCACGUGUUAGAUGACAAGAAAGAAUGAGAAACUUAUACACACAAGUCAGCAUAUGUACGUCUGUUUGCGACAAAGGCUCCGACGUAGAAAAAAAAUUUUUUUUCGUUGUCCCAUAACUGUUCCCUGAUACUAGUCCCUACUCCGUUCUCAGCAGGGGCUCUUCACUGUGUGGCUUGGAACGUGUGUGUUAAAAAAUUUAGCCAAACGAAAUUCAAUUCUGUUGGUUUCUCUUUCCUGCAAAUGAGCGCCUAAAGCUCGUCUUCACCAUGCUUAACGCUCAUUCGCAGCCACGCGUUGUCAAUGAAAACUCUCUUUUCUUUUUCUUUUUUUGUUACCAAAUGAAUUAGGACGUAAAUAUGACGCGGGUUAUUUCUCUGCCAUGGAUUUUCAAUUUACAUACGUAAUACUGUCACCCCCACCUGUUCGAUUACAAAUUUUUGCUUGUUAUGAUACGAUGCUUCGGAGGAUUGUCAUUCGUAGCAAAUUAUCAUUCGUGACAAUUUAUCGGUUGAUAACAUCCAAGGUAUGGGUGAGUCUCAAAAUGAAUGUCAUACAGUAUAUGGGACGUAUGGAACGAAUUGGAACGAAUGGUAGAAUUCUGCCAUGUGACAGUUGUCAUUUGAUUUUUGAGCCUUUUUACGUUCGCUGUACUGUCCUUCAACGUGACAUCUAAUACCUGCCAACCCUGUAUGCUUUUAUAAGUAAGUAGACUUUCAAUCGGGACAAUUCACCACGAGCUGUGACAUGCUACAGAAAGUCUGUUCGGGACAUGAAAGCAUCUUUUUAUUCUCCACGAGGGGCUUUCCAACUGCCAUUUUCAUGCCAAGUACAAAAGGGUCGUACACCCCCCUCCUGUUGCAUCUUGAGGAAAAUUGUUUGAGUGACAUAUGCUCUGUGUGUGCAGGAUACAUCAGAGACAACCCCCUCCUGGUAACUGUUUGGAAAACAUAACUCAGUUUUAGGAGACUGUGUGUACUUGUGCUGACUUCCACAUCCUAGGUGCUUACGCAUCCCCAGCUACGAAAAAGCAUGUGCGUAUCUGUGGCAGUAUUGUCAACAUGGGUGAUAUGAAGGGCAGUGCUUGAAGCCGGCAACAUAUACGUAACCCUUCAUGCAUGUACAUGUGCCGACACAUUGGGUACCACGUUUCCAGGACACCACGAGACAAAGUGUUUUGUACGGUGUCAAAAUUUGGCUCCUCAGAAUUGUGUAACAUGAAAUUGCUGGUGGCAGCAUUGUUUCUGUGAAACGGGAUCACAAGGCGAAGAAUUUUGUGCCAAGGUUCUCAAUCGGAGACGUGUGAAUUUCUGCAGUUCCUGCAAGUCAGGUUUCCAACCCUCUUGCCACUGACCCGUGUAAUCUCGAUGGCACUUUCGGGACACUUUUUCGGGACACGGCACUCGCAUACGUUGGAAGAGCGUUGAAAUUGCGUGCGUAAGAUUUGUUAGGUUAUGCUUGAGAAGAAUGGAAGGAGUGGCCCCUUGGGUUCGCCCCUUCUCUGUCUUCGGAACGACCAACAACGCGUCUUUGUGUGGUUGAGGAAAAAAAAAAAAAAAAACGAGAUACGUUACGUUGUCACGCCGCGUACAAACCGCACCAAAUGCGUGAGGCUGUUACAAAAUGCACAAGAGGUAGAUUAUUACUACCAUGGACUUGCUUUUUCUAUUGGGUACCUGAGCAUUGGGUGCAGGUAAAGAAGGCCCUGCUUUUUCUUGCAAGGACUUAUCGUUUUUUAUGUAGGCUCGAAAGUGCCAGAAGCUGUAAUGGUGCUGCCUUUUUUUUUUUUUUGACAAUCUUUUGUUGGUAGUUUUUAGUUUUGAUAUUGAGCAAAUGUCGGUGGAUGAGCGAGAUGAGCGUGACAUUCCACCCAUUGUUGUUUUCUGUGAUGGAAAGCUACGGAAGUUUCUGUUUUAAGAAAAAAAAAUAUUUUGAAGCUGCUGUUCGCGCACGAAUAAUUUCUUCUAUACUACGGACUGGAACAGUCGGAAACAGCCCUGUUACGAUUAAUACUAACAUGUGUGAUUUUUCUACAGUGAAUGAAAACAUACUCAGUUUGGAAUUCUUUACCCGUUGGGGUGACAGGCUGUGUUGGGCUAAAUGUUGGGAAUCCGUUUUGCUGUAGUCCCGAACAGCAAUAUAGAACGCAGCCCCUUUUAUGUUUUGUCCCGCAUUUUUCAAUAUUCUUCAUCCUGUAUCACGUGUGAGCUGUACGAGCAUACAUUCCACAGUUUUGUGUGUGUCUGUGAGUUCUGCAAUCAAGCUGGAAACAUUUUAGUAUUGUGUCUUCUGAGAAUUUUUCAUCCGACGAACAUCCCUGUUUGGGAGAACAAAUGAUCUCAGGGGUCUUUUUUUGGAAUCUAAAGCAGGAAUGAAAUGUUGGUACACCCUUGGAUGUGGUCGUAUUUUUUACGUACCCCUCUCGUGAAUGUAAUUUUUUUUUCUUUCUUUUCAUUUUUUUUGGUGGUAUUUACACGAUGUUGGUAGGCUUAGAAAUGAGGGCUGCCAUGUGUUGUUCCAACUGUCAAGGAUCAUUGCAUGCAUGAAGAAUCAUCUUCCCUCAAAUCGAGUGAUUGCAUCAUGAGCAUUGGGGCUUUGUCUGUACACACUUGUCAUUCUUCAGACCUUCAUGUGUAAAUAUCUGAUGUGUGCGACACAUUUUGUACAGUUUCUGUAAAAGCUAUUUUUAUUGGGAAAUAAACUUUUAAGAAUUACGGUUA
Ornithodoros turicata is the source of this 6240-nucleotide messenger RNA. RefSeq names its product PAN2-PAN3 deadenylation complex subunit Pan3-like (gene PAN3). Gene Ontology annotation, molecular function: metal ion binding; ATP binding; protein kinase activity. Gene Ontology annotation, cellular component: PAN complex; P-body. NCBI's taxonomy places the organism in Eukaryota, Metazoa, Arthropoda, Arachnida, Ixodida, Argasidae. The coding region runs from base 184 to 2433 and encodes 749 amino acids. The transcript is spliced from 17 exons. The record is from RefSeq and is a predicted model, not a curated record. Gene Ontology annotation, biological process: protein phosphorylation; mRNA processing; nuclear-transcribed mRNA poly(A) tail shortening.